AUGUCGAUCUAUUACGGCGCUGAGAGCGAUUCGGAUAGCGAUUCGGAUCACGAUACAGUGGUACUGCUAGAACGAUUCUCUCGGCCAUCUCAAUGGUCGAACACAUCGACUACACAGACCUUCCAUCUGUUCCCCAGCCUGCCCGCAGAACUUCGCGCCAGGGUAUGGGCUAUCUCGCUACAGGACCAGAUAGAAUAUAUUGAUAGCACUGAAGCCGACUUCCCCGAUGAAGUCCGCAUCCAUGAGGAGGGAGGAAUCAUCGCACAAAGCAUCCGAGGCUACCCUUCACUCUUCUUCGUCAACCGUGAAGCCCGCUACGAAGCCGCCAAGAUCGACGGAGGCACGUGGUACACACUGGAGGCUGGUGUAGAGAUCUACGCGAGCCUCUCCAAGGAAGAAGUCAUCGUCUUUACUUGCUACCGAGGUCCAAGUCACUUGGACGACUACCAGUAUGAUGGGCGCUUCAAUGUGCGUGACUGUGACGGUCACUGCGUGUGUUGUCGCCCCUGGUAA
This is a messenger RNA of Alternaria ventricosa, 513 nucleotides long. RefSeq lists its product as uncharacterized. The transcript has a single exon. The record is from RefSeq and is a predicted model, not a curated record. NCBI's taxonomy places the organism in Eukaryota, Fungi, Ascomycota, Dothideomycetes, Pleosporales, Pleosporaceae. Bases 1 to 513 code for a protein of 170 amino acids.